Letharia columbiana is the source of this 1185-nucleotide messenger RNA. RefSeq lists its product as uncharacterized. Gene Ontology annotation, cellular component: membrane. The record is from RefSeq and is a predicted model, not a curated record. Gene Ontology annotation, molecular function: sucrose:proton symporter activity. The coding region runs from base 1 to 1185 and encodes 394 amino acids. The transcript has 6 exons. NCBI's taxonomy places the organism in Eukaryota, Fungi, Ascomycota, Lecanoromycetes, Lecanorales, Parmeliaceae.
AUGGCACAGGAUCCAUCAGCAUCGCGCCCUGUCUCCAGACUGUCGAAGGAAAGCUCUCGGCAGCAAGGAACGACCGAAAGUCAUGUCUCGUCUCCUUUGAGUUCUGCGAAAGACCGAAGUAGGCCAGGAUCCCUUAACUUGAAUGAGAGUUCGCCUCUGCUUUCACCACAGCGGUCCCAGGAUGAGCGUGGACCCGAGGACCGCGGUACCUCUCCAGGACUAUUAGACUGGAACGAGGGGGAAGAGGAGCAAUCUAAGAGCACAUUUUACCUCAUCAUAUUGACCUUGGGCAUCGGAGGGCUACAAAUAGCGUGGGCGACGGAGCUGUCCAAUGGCUCUCCAUAUCUUCUUUCACUGGGCAUGAGCAAGUCUCUACUCGCUUUCGUAUGGAUUGCUGGGCCGCUCUCUGGUACUCUUGUUCAGCCGUACAUCGGGAUCCGAAGUGACAAUUGCCGGUCACCAUGGGGGAAGAGGGUACCGUUCAUGCUAGCAGGCGCAUUGGCUACGGCAAUUUCCCUUCUAUGCUUGGCCUGGACGAGGGAAAUCGUGCACGGAUUUCUCGGGCUUUUCGGCGCGAAUCCAGAAUCGCAUGGUGUCAAAGUCUGCUCAAUCAUCUUCGCAAUCAUCUUCGUAUACGUAUUAGAUUUUGCAAUCAAUACAGUUCAAGCGGGCGUCCGCGCCUUCAUAGUUGACUAUGCACCAACGCAUCAGCAGGAGGACGCCAAUUCGUGGGCUGGCCGAAUCACUGGCAUCGGCAACAUUCUAGGAUACAUCUCCGGCUACGUGAAUCUCCCAGAGAUUUUCCCCUGGCUAGGCAAUACACAAUUCAAGGUUCUCUGUGUCAUCGCCAGUGUCUCCCUCUGCGGCACGAUCGCGAUCACCUCUCUCUACAUCCGCGAACGCGAUCCUCGUUUUGAAGGCCCCCCUUCCGAGGCUAACCCUGGGAUCCUCAGCUUUUUCCGCCAAGUAUUCAACUCGAUACGUCGACUUCCCCCCAGAGUCGCAAAGUGUGCGAAGUGCAGUUUUUCAACUGGAUGGGCUGGUUCGGCUUUCUAUUCUACAUUACAACCUGGAUCGGUCAAUUGCAUGUCAACCCUUACUUCGCCUCACAUCCCGACCUCACACCAGCCGAAAUCGACAAAGCUUGGGAAGACGCCACGCGGGUUGGCACAUUCGCACUCUUGA